Molecule: messenger RNA, 1452 nt
Organism: Setaria italica (foxtail millet)
Lineage: Eukaryota; Viridiplantae; Streptophyta; Magnoliopsida; Poales; Poaceae
Product: epoxide hydrolase A
Exons: 4
Coding region: 229-1206 (325 amino acids)
Molecular function (GO): hydrolase activity
Source: RefSeq, a predicted model, not a curated record
AACCACCAGAAAUCCGCACAAACUCUCGCCCGCGCCGCCCGUCCGUUCGGACGCCUCGCACGCCCCAAAAUACCCCAGCUGCGUGCUGCGCUCCCAAAGCCACCCGCCGGCGGCCCCCCGCUACAAAAGCAGGCGGCUGCGCGUGCGCCACUGGUAGCAGGCUUGCUGCCUGAGUGAGCCAGGGCGCCUCGGUGAGCACUGGAGCAGAGAGGAGGGCACAGGAUAGGGAUGGCGGCGGUGGUGGAUGGGGUGCGGCACCGGACGGUGGAGGCGAACGGGGUCCGCUUGCACGUGGCGGAGGCGGGGCCCGAGGGCGGCGCCGCCCCCGCGGUGCUGCUCCUGCACGGCUUCCCGGACCUCUGGUACGGCUGGCGCCACCAGAUGGCCGCCCUGGCGGCGCGGGGCUACCGCGCCGUGGCGCCCGACCUCCGCGGCUACGGCGACUCCGACGCCCCGCCCGACGCGUCCGCCUACACCACGUUCCACGUCGUCGGCGACCUCGUCGCGCUCAUCGCCGACCUCGGCCAGCCCCAGGUGUUCGUGGUGGGGCACGACUGGGGCGCCAUCGUGGCGUGGCAGCUAUGCCUGCUCCGGCCGGACCUGGUGCGGGCGCUCGUGAACCUCAGCGUCGUGUACCACCCGCGGCGGCCGGAGGGGAGCCCGCUCCAGACCAUCAAGGCCGCCUGCGGGGAAGACCACUACAUGUGCCGCUUCCAGGAACCUGGAGUUGCUGAAGCUGAAUUCGCUCAAUAUGAUGCCAAGUAUAUUUUUAAUAAGACAUUUGGCAUGCGCAAGCCAGCUCCUCUUAUUCUACCCAAGGACAAGAGCUUCUUUGACUCACUUGAUUCAGACGGAACAUGCCCUCCAUGGCUAUCAGAGGAAGAUAUUUCCUACUAUGCAGAAAAAUUUUCAAAGACAGGCUUUACUGGAGGAUUUAACUACUACAGAUGCAUGGACCUGAAUUGGGAGCUUUCUGCACCAUGGACUGGUGCUCCGAUAAAAGUUCCAACAAAAUUCAUUGUUGGGGACCUGGAUAUUACGUACAACACUCCGGGGGUACAGGAUUACAUCCACAAGGGUGGCUUCAAGGCAAGCGUACCAAAACUGGAGGAUGUUGUUGUUAUGGAGGGAGUGAGCCACUUCAUCAAUCAGGAGAAGCCUAGUGAGGUCUCUGAUCACAUCUGUGAGUUCUUUAGCAAGUUCUGAUAUAACGAAAUCCUAUGAAGCCUAUAGGCUUUAGGGCUGCUUAUGUGGCAAAUACAGUUGUGGGAUCACCAUACUGAAUCAUAUAAAUAAAAUACAAUUUCUCUCUUGGAGCAGAAUUUGUGUGGGUUCCCACUUCUUGGAUCUUGCACAGUGCUUGCUAUUUCCUCGCACUGGAGCAAAAUGUAGCCAGCUUGGAAUGUACGAGCUGAUACUAGCUGAAACCCAAAUAAAUCCACCAAUUGCGUA